UGAUUGCUGAACAAACCCAAAAUUGAAUCCUCCCCCCUCUUUACGGAAACUGAAAACCCUGCGCCUCCAAAAUGACGGAAGUCAACUAUACCGCCCCUCUCUCCUCCAUAACACGAACCAUCAUCCUCACAACCGCGAUGGUCGCAGCGCUCCUAUCAUGGCUGGUGUGGGGAUUCCACACGGCCCCCACGCGCACUUUUUUCUUCAUUUUUUACACCCUCCAAAUCACCUGGUUCGUGAUUGAUCCUGGGCUGUGCUAUAUUUGGUUCUCGCGGACGCAGCCGGACGGGACGAAAGUUAAGGUGAAGCGUCCUGUGAUCGGGUUUAAGAGAUGCGAGACUGUGAGGGGGCUGGUGGAUGAUGAUGACGGGUAUAGACAUGAGAGGGCUUUGGUGAGGAUUUGAGUUUGUUUUGUGCUUUGUUUAUUUGGGCGCCUUUUGGGGGUGGUUAUAGGGAAGCAUGUUUGUAACUGGUGCUAUUUUGUUGAGGUCCUUUGUUGCUCGGGUUGAGACAAUAUAUUUGUCGGGUCUAGGGGCAAGGAUCUACUGAUUAUAAAGUUCUGAUAGCCGACGAGAUACUGCUUGUAGAAUCAGUCAUCAAAGCGAAUAAAGCAAUUUUUUUGACUGAA
This is a messenger RNA of Aspergillus steynii IBT 23096, 628 nucleotides long. RefSeq lists its product as uncharacterized. The record is from RefSeq and is a predicted model, not a curated record. Bases 72 to 404 code for a protein of 110 amino acids. Lineage: Eukaryota; Fungi; Ascomycota; Eurotiomycetes; Eurotiales; Aspergillaceae. The transcript has a single exon.